GAAUUCAAGUUGACAGUUAUUAAGAACCUCCCUAUAGUUCGCAGUGGUUCGGUCCCGGUAAAAAACAGGUCACACGAUGAGCUCCGUUAAAAAACAAAAACAAGCGGCGCUGACGUAGAGCUCCCGGGUGUGUAGGUGGUCAGCCCGGUUAAAGCGAGACGAUUCGGUUGUGACUUGUCGUCAUCCCGCCGGUCGGUGGCCUGAUUCGGCCGGUUGUCGUCCGUCCUUCUCCCGGUCGCAUUGGCGGGGGCCGCUCCGGCCCGGGCUGAGGAGCUGCUUCUGCUGCUGUCCGAGGAAGAGGAGGCCCCGGGGCCGCCCCCCCCGCCGCCCCGUUCUAGCGGGCCCCCCGGCUCCUUCCUCAGGCCUCAGCGGGGACAUGGAUCAGUGUGUGACGGUGGAGCGGGAGCUGGAGAAGGUGCUGCAGAAGUUCGGGGGGUACGGGCAGCACUGCGAGCGGAGCCUAGAGGAGCUGAUCGAGUAUGCGGGCGGCCUACGGAGGGAGAUCGUACAGGCAGCCGUAGAACAAGAUGGAGAGCUGUCGGGAACGUUGUCUCUGGUGCUGACACAGUGCAGUAAGCGGAUAAAGGACACAGUGCAGAAGCUGGCCUCGGACCACAAGGAUAUCCACAGCAGCGUGUCCCGGGUGGGGAAGGCCAUAGAUAAGAAUUUUGAUGCAGACAUCAGCAGUGUGGGCAUUGACGGCUGCUGGCCGGCGGACAGCCAACGCAUGCUGAAUGAAGUCAUGGUGGAACACUUCUUCAGGCAGGGAAUGCUGGAUGUGGCUGAGGAGCUGUGCCAGGUACCUGCUGAAGCUGGACUAUCCAUAGACCCAAGCCAAAAAGAACCAUUUGUGGAGCUGAACAGGAUAUUAGAAGCGUUGAAGGUGCGAGUUCUGCGACCAGCUUUAGAAUGGGCAGUGUCAAACAGGGAGAUGCUGAUGGCUCAGAACAGCUCCUUGGAGUUCAAGCUGCACAGAUUAUACUUCAUAAGUUUACUGAUGGGGGGAGCCGCCAACCAGAGGGAGGCACUGCUGUACGCCAAAAACUUCCAGCCUUUUGCUUUAAAUCAUCAGAAAGAUAUCCAGGUGCUGAUGGGAAGCCUUGUGUAUCUGCGGCAGGGAAUCGAGAACUCUCCCUAUGUCCAUCUGCUAGAUGCAAACCAGUGGGCAGACAUCUGUGACAUCUUCACCCGGGAUGCCUGUGCCCUGCUGGGCCUCUCUGUUGAAUCUCCUCUUAGUGUUAGCUUUUCCGCGGGAUGUGUGGCGCUCCCAGCGUUAAUAAACAUUAAGGCGGUGAUAGAACAGCGGCAGUGCACCGGGGUGUGGAAUCAGAAGGACGAGUUACCGAUUGAAGUGGACCUUGGUAAGAAGUGCUGGUACCAUUCAAUAUUCGCCUGCCCGAUCCUUCGUCAGCAAACUACAGACAAUAAUCCUCCAAUGAAACUUGUUUGUGGACAUAUUAUAUCCAGAGAUGCAUUAAAUAAAAUGUUUAAUGGUAGCAAAUUAAAGUGCCCGUAUUGCCCUAUGGAGCAGAGUCCAGGAGACGCCAAGCAGAUCUUCUUCUGAGGACGGAGGCUUCUUCCUUCGGCGGCCUCCUCUGUUUUUAGUUCAUUUUGAAGAAAGCUCGGGGAGUUUCCCCCUUCAUUUUCCAUUUAUUACAGAACUCCCAGGAUCAUCCAGAAUUUUUUUGGUAAAGCCAAUCCACACAGACACUACUACCAACAAGCAUAAUCCUGACUACAAUAAAGUCAGCACCAAGGGUUGAAGUCUUGUUGUAAAUGUGCGUCCCAAGGACCUCCGCGUAACCUCUGUAUAUGACCGCAGCAGUCAAACCAUGCAGGUUUUUUGUACUUACAAAGCAAGAGAUGAUGUAAACUUUUUAUUGGUAAAGCCCCAAAUCAGUUCCUCUCCCUCCUCUUACUCUCCCUCCUGUCAUCUUAUUGCUGAUUGUCAAUAUAGAGCAAUGUCGUGAGUUACCUCCUCCUGUACGUUGUACAUAACCUAAACCCAUUCUUCAGAGACUCCUAGUACAGACAUAGCCGAUAGAAGAUCUAAUAUGUAUUUUUUUGCUAAGAAAAAAUUGCCGUAAUAUCUUCAUAGUUUCCUUUUUGAUUUUUAAUUUUAUUUUAUUUUUUCCUUUUGCUGUACUUAACAAAAAAAAAAGUGUAAAUAAUCCCGGCACCGUGACUAUAAUUUAAUAAGAGCGAGGAGCUAUUUGCUGCUAAGAUAUAACGGGGUAUAUUGUGCUUUUACUGAAAUAAGAAAAAAAAAGGUUUGUGUGAACAGAAUAUUCAAUAAAAAAAAAAAAAAGCUAUGACUUUGACGCGUUUGUCGGGUGACUGUAUAGCGGUCAGUCUUCUCAAUACAAAGCUUUAUUAGGCAAUGAUCCCUUCAGAUAUGUACAGGACACCAGAGAUACAGCCAAGAGCUGAUAACAAUCAUCCUCUUCUGGUAUGGAGGACUCUAUGGCCCACAUUUAUCAUUAGCUGUCUACCUCCUUGUUUUUGUCGCGUCUUUUUAAACCCCGUAUAGAUCCCGUCCUUGCGCCUUUUUUAUUAAAAAGACGCACGCAUCUUGCUGAUUUUGGCGCAAGC
Hyla sarda is the source of this 2592-nucleotide messenger RNA. It is a transcript of the gene RMND5A, whose product is annotated as required for meiotic nuclear division 5 homolog A. Gene Ontology annotation, molecular function: protein binding; ubiquitin protein ligase activity. Bases 377 to 1564 code for a protein of 395 amino acids. Gene Ontology annotation, cellular component: GID complex; cytoplasm; nucleus. The record is from RefSeq and is a predicted model, not a curated record. Lineage: Eukaryota; Metazoa; Chordata; Amphibia; Anura; Hylidae. The transcript has 9 exons. Gene Ontology annotation, biological process: proteasome-mediated ubiquitin-dependent protein catabolic process.